Messenger RNA from Elaeis guineensis (African oil palm), 979 nucleotides. Its product is annotated as protein S40-6. The record is from RefSeq and is a predicted model, not a curated record. Lineage: Eukaryota; Viridiplantae; Streptophyta; Magnoliopsida; Arecales; Arecaceae.
AAAGACGCCAAGCUCACCGGCUCUCGUGAUCGUUAUCGGGUCAAGCUUUGGGAAACGGUUUCCGGCAACCCCCAACGUAUAGACGUCCGUCCGACCGCCGCCCUCUAAAGCCACGUCGGGCGAUCGGGGUCGAAAAUAUCAGCGAGGAGAGAGAUGGCCAAGGGGCGGAGGUAUGGCGCGGACCGGCUCCUCGGGACGUACAGCUACGGCGGCCAGGGUCACGUGACCGGUGCCGCCGAUCUUCCGGACCUCGAGGAGGAGGACGUCUGGUCGGUGGCGGCCGACGACUACGAAGACGGGGAGGCCUGGACGCGGGCCCACCGGGACCGGUCCGACCGGCGGUGGGUUGCCGGGGAGGACCACCGCCAGGUGGGGGGGCUCUCUCUGGCCUUCGAGGAGGGUUACAAGGCCCGGCCCACGGUGGUGCACCAGUACCGGAACGUGGACGCCGCGGCGGCGCCGCCGCGCAGGCAGCACCACCACCACUCGGCUGCUGCGUCGGCGCCGGUGAACGUGCCGGAGUGGCCCCGAUUCCUCCGUGUGGACUCGGGCGAGUCGGUGCACGCGGCGGGCGAGGAGGGGGCGGACCGGGACGACGGGGAGUGGGUCCCGCCGCACGAGUACCUGGCGAGGGAGCACGGGAAGAUUGUGGCGACGUCGGUGUUCGAGGGAGUUGGCCGGACGCUGAAGGGCCGGGACAUGAGCCGGGUCCGGGACGCGGUCUGGAGCAGGACCGGCUUCUUUGGUUGAAAAAAAAUUCUGAACCGGAUUCAAAAUUCUUCAUUGCUUCAAAAAUCAUCGAUCCCCAAAAAAGUUCUUCGUCCAUUUGUAUAGCUUGUGAUUUUGGCCUUGUGGACCUUGGAAGCAAAAUCUUCUAGCCUUUAAGCUUGAGUAUAAGAAUUCUAUGGUUGCUCCUUAACCUUCUUCAAGUGUUCGUCCUUCAUUAAAAAAUAAAAACCUAUUCUUGUUGUACUUAAAA